AGAGAUCUUCUCAUCUUCCUGGAUUGAAUUGAAUUGUAUGCAAUGUCGAAGAGCGAGGAACCAGCUAUCGGAAUCCCCUAUAAUCCGGCCUAUCAGGCGCCGCCGCAGCAGCAGCAGUACUUUGUUCAACAAAACCCUUACCAAGCUGGCGUCAUCCCUCCCAACGCCAUCGUCGGAGACCCCAAGGGAAUUCCGAUUCAGCAGACUAUGUAUCGCGACACUCCCGCACCCUUCAACUGCAUCCACUGUGGCAAUUCUGGACUUACCCUUGUCAAGUCGAAACCAAGUUUGGCAGCUUGUGUUGGGUGUAUGAUGCCAAUGAUGCUUGGGGUUUGCUUUCUCUGCCCCUCAAUGGAUUGCCUUUGGCAUAAAUAUCACUACUGUCCAAGCUGCAAAGAGAAAGUUGCCGACUUUGAGAAGUCUGAUCCUUGUAUAGUGAUGGACCCUCCGCAAUGGAAAGAACUAAGUUUUGCACUACCUGGCUGAUCGAUAAGCAAUUGCUGUCCGUAUUCCAUUGUAUUUGCCACUCCAUACAUAGUAGUAUUAAGUAUUCUUUUCUGGUUGAUGAACUGAUAUACUUUCCAGCUGUGUUCUUUACAUAAGUUUUUGUUAAAUAUGGUACAGAACUAAUCCCGAGCUAUAUUGAGUUAUAUUGAAGUGCGUUAUUUGCUCAGUGAGUGAUACAUAAAAUGCUUGUUGUGUUCAAGUUCUCACAUGUAAAUGUAAAAUGCUAUUACUGUUUAUAUAUAGAGAAUAAUAAUUCGUAUUCUAGAUCA
This is a messenger RNA of Ipomoea triloba (trilobed morning glory), 776 nucleotides long. Its product is annotated as GSH-induced LITAF domain protein. The record is from RefSeq and is a predicted model, not a curated record. The transcript is spliced from 3 exons. NCBI's taxonomy places the organism in Eukaryota, Viridiplantae, Streptophyta, Magnoliopsida, Solanales, Convolvulaceae. Gene Ontology annotation, molecular function: zinc ion binding. The coding region runs from base 43 to 486 and encodes 147 amino acids.